Notodromas monacha is the source of this 764-nucleotide messenger RNA. NCBI's taxonomy places the organism in Eukaryota, Metazoa, Arthropoda, Ostracoda, Podocopida, Cyprididae. The record is from the annotation of a GenBank genome assembly.
CUGUUGCGAGUUUAUGCGACGUUGAUCCUCUUCCCGGCAAGACUCGAAAGAUGUCGCUGCUUCGAAAACCGAUUACAGCUUCCGUGAAAGAAACGUGCCCUGCCAGUACUUCUAGCUUUCCCGCGACUGCUGCUGCUACAAGUGCUGCUGCUUCAUCCGGAGGUGACGGUGACGAGUCGGACGACGAUCAAGAAUUGCUGGCAAUUGCGAAUCCAGUGGAGGAUUUCCGAACGCGUGCCCUGCGCCGCUUCGCCGCCGAGAACGGCGUCCCUUUGCCGGCUGCAGCAGCGGCGGCGCCAGUCCCUGCUUCUGCUGCUGCUGCGGGCCAGCAGCGAUCAUCUGGCAGCCUCGCAAACGACCAGCACUUGCAGAAGCUGUUGGAGAACUACUCGUGCUCCAUUUGCAUUUGCCCGCUCCAUGACCCAGUGACGUCCACGUCUUGCAUGCACUCGUUUUGCGGCGCCUGUUUGUCCCGCUGGGUCUUUGCCGAGGGAUCCACGACCAUCAACAGGCCGUGUCCCCAGUGUCGCGUCCCCAUGGACGUCGUCAUGCGGAAUCCCAUGAUCAAGACGACGCUGGAGGAUCUGUUCAACAUGAUGCCGGACUGGCGGCGACCGGCGGCGGAGGUGGCGGAAUUUGAUCGCGAGAAUCUGUUUCAGCCGCCGGCGCAGAGCUUCAAGCUGUCUGACAUGCGGCGGUUGGCACGAGGCGGCGGCGGCGGCGGCGGAUUUUUUUCAAAACCAGGACAAAAGGGCUUUUUGUUG